CUCGCAGGAGCCUCCGGAUCGCGCCCGGGAGCCGCCGAGGAGCGCAGCCAUGGACGACUCGGCGCGGGAGAGCCUUCUCCUGGCAGCAGCCUAUGUCUUUGAUGCCCAGUACAAUAGGAACAUCCCUUUUGAGACCUCGCCACAAGCAGUCAGGCUCUACUACCUGUAUAACCACUGGGCUAUGCAAGCCUCUCUCUACUUGUUUAUUUUUGUGGAUCUUGCGCUUGCAGUGUUUGAAGAGCCUGCUGUGUACCCACUUCCUUUCUUGGUUACCUCACUGAUUGAAGUCUUAUGCCUUUUGGUCUUCUUUGGAAGGCUUGUCCACUUUGCCCAAGUCACUCCUCGCCUUGUGUUCUGGAAGGAUACAAAGAACAUCUGCAUCAUGAUAACAAUCUUGUUGACUUUGAUUGACCUAAUUAUCUAUGGCGCUCUCAGAAUCUCAAGCAUUCGUAGUGUGCGAUGGUCCAGGCCCAUGAGACCACUCUUCUUAAUAAACUUUGCAGAAAGCCGGCAGAUCCGGCGAGCAUUUCGUAGCAUCCGGAACACCCUGCCUGAGAUCACCUACGUCUUUCUGCUGUUCACGUUCAGCGUCUUGAUGUUUUCUCUCAUGGCCUUGAAGUUGUUUGGGGACAGGAAUCUGAGGACUGUGGAUGGCUUGCCGUAUUUUUCAAAUUACCUUGCUAUCGUAUUUGAUAUGUAUGUGCUGGUGACCACCGCCAAUAGCCCUGAUGUCAUGAUGCCAGCUUAUGAUGUCAGUGGGUGGUACUCCCUGUUCUUCAUCACCUACAUUGUCAUAAAUACAUACAUCUUCAUGUCUGUCUUCUUGGCUGUCGUGUACAACAAUUACAGAAAACACUUAAAGAAUGAGAUCCGCAAACUUGCUUACAUGAAACGGCGCAAGAUGAUAGAAGCCUUCAACCUCUUAAAGGUCGAGGAAGGAGCAGACUUCGUUGUCCAUGCAGACAAGUGGAAGCUUCUUGUAAAGUUGGUGGCGCCUGAUAUAAGCGCAUCCCACAGAGAGCUCUUGCUCAGAAUAUCCGAUGAAGAGCAGAAGGGCAGCAUAGAUAAAAAAUCUUUUGUACGUCUGGCGGAUCUUUUGAAUAUACAAGUGAUCACAGUGAAGGUCCACAGCCAUCCUUUGGACACCUGGUUUCCCCACCUGUACAACUCUGCUCCCAGCCGUUUCAUACACCGUAUUGUCCAGCACAAGGGAUUUGUUUGGCUUUAUGAUGUGAUCAUACUCAUUAAUGCUGUCUUCAUUGCAUUGGAUGAGAAGAACCCAUAUAUUUCCUAUGCUGAGUGGGUGUUCCUUUGUCUGUACAUAGUUGAGAUUCUCCUGAAGUUGUACACCUAUGAACCCAGGUCCUUUUUUGGAAGGAACCAGUUCUGGAACUGGUUUGACACAUCUAUCAUUAUUGCUGCCUUGAUAGCAACAGUACUUAACUCUACGCUCCGAUCAGUGAGAAUCUAUAACAGCCAACAAGUGCUGGACAUCGUGUUCAUCCUACGAGUUCUUCGGCUCAUAAGAAUUGUCGACAGUAUACAAAGGUUCCGUGUGAUCAUGAAUACACUAAUAAACAUCAUGCCUACAAUGCUCACCUUUGGUGGGUUGGCCCUGGUGGUGUAUUACAUGUUUUCGAUUGUCGGGAUGGAAAUCUUCCAUGGGAAGGUACAAUUCUUUGCCAGGAACGCCACUGCACAGCACGCUGCAUACUGCGGAAAUCCUGCUCUGAAAGAUACCACGUUUGCCCGAGCCAAAUAUUGCAAGAACAACUUCAAUGACAUUGUGUCAUCUUUCAUUGUCCUUAUGGAAUUAACUGUUGUCAACCAAUGGCAUGUCCUUGCCAGUGGAUUUGCCCUUGUGACUCACCAGGCUGCAAAGCUGUACUUCAUCACCUUUCACAUUGUUGUGGUUAUCAUGAUUAUUAAUAUCUUUGUAGCAUUUAUCCUGGAAGCUUUCUUUGUGGAGUAUUCCCUUGAAAAGAGUGAAGUAGAAACGGCAAUUGAGAAGAAGAUCCAAGAACUCGGCGUGGGGAUCCAAGAGGAUGACUUACUAGAUGGCAAACUGCUUGACAACAUGGAGACCAGUGAAAAUGACCUUGGAGGAGAAGAGGGAAUAGCUGCGAAAAAGCCUAAAGGGCUGAUGUUCAAAAUCGCUUCCAAACGAUACAGGACUGUGGAUGCUUUGCUACAGCGUAUGUUUGAAGCAGAGAUACCUCCAGAAGAAGAAGGUCCUUCGCUGGAUGAAAUCUUAAACCUUUCCCCUGAUGAUGCUUACCCAAAGAACCCUACCUUUGACAGUGCUGCAUAAUAUGGAGAAUGAAUGGAAAUAACUGGAAACUGGGAGCAGCGGGGCAGUACUAAUCUUUUCAGACCUCUCUGUGGCUGACCAGCGAUUGCCUCCACAACUACCACCAGGACCAUCUGCCACUUGGAGCAACAAAGUUCUUGGUGCUUUGCUCUACUGAUCCCUUCCUCCAAUAAAUUAAGCAAUACUCA
Messenger RNA from Varanus komodoensis (Komodo dragon), 2499 nucleotides. RefSeq names its product two pore calcium channel protein 1-like. The record is from RefSeq and is a predicted model, not a curated record. Bases 50 to 2311 code for a protein of 753 amino acids. NCBI's taxonomy places the organism in Eukaryota, Metazoa, Chordata, Lepidosauria, Squamata, Varanidae. The transcript is spliced from 19 exons. Gene Ontology annotation, cellular component: membrane. Gene Ontology annotation, biological process: monoatomic ion transport; transmembrane transport. Gene Ontology annotation, molecular function: monoatomic ion channel activity.